UGCCGUAAGCAGCAAUAAUAUUUCAAGCCAAAUCACACGCAAUCUCUCUCUCUCUCUCUCAUCACCUUCUUCUUCCUCCUCCGACACAUACAGACACACUUUUCUCUCUCUCUCUCUUCAACCUUUCCAAUCAGACGCGUUUUCUUCUCCUGAAUAAAAGGUUUUUCCUCUUUGCGCGUGACCCGUUCUCUUCUCCAAUUCUCUUCACACAUUUGCUAUCCCCAAACGGCUGAAAAUCCCAUUUUUCAUUGAACCUCCAAAGUAUAUAGAUAUACAUAUAUACACACACCCUUUUAAUCUAUUAAACAUAUAUGAAUACCCAAAUGGAGGUCAAGCUCUGGAACGACAAGCGCGAGAGAGAAAUGUAUGAGAACUUCGCCGAGUUAUAUGCCAUAAUAAAAGCAACUGAGAAGCUUGAGAAGGCCUAUGUUCGAGACAUCAUCUCCUCGACAGAGUACGAGGCCGAAUGCCUUAAACUCAUUGCCCAUUUCAAAACCUUAAGUUCCUCACUCAAAGACACCAUCCCGAGCAUAGAGCGCUUUGCUGACACAUACAAAAUGGAUUGCUCAGCUGCGUUAAAUCGCCUGGUGACUUCUGGGGUGCCUGCCACUGUGGAGCACCGGACCGCCUCUUCUUCGUCGGGAAACACGUCAGCUGCCGCCGUGGCAGAGUGUACGCAGAAUUUCAUCACGGCCAUGGAUUCAUUGAAGCUCAAUAUGUUUGCAGUUGAUCAGGUGCACCCUUUGCUCUCUGACCUUGCGACAUCGCUUAAUAAGUUGAGCUUUUUGCCUCCAGAUUUUGUGGGCAGGGUGAAGUUGAAGGAGUGGAUUGCAAGGCUAUCAAAGAUGGGUGCGGCAGAUGAGUUGACGGAGCAGCAGGCUCGUCAGCUUCACUUCGAUCUUGAGUCAUCUUAUAACUCAUUUAUGGCAGCUUUGCCGAACGCUGGCACUUGAUUGUUUUCUGUAAGUAUGUAAAUAAGAGGAUAUGAUCUCGGAUUGACUCUUCAUAUUGUGUUAUGGUGUUAGUUAUAGGAUAUGCUUGGUUGAACCUCAGUGAUUCCUUGGGAUGAAUUACUAUUUUUUUGGAUAUCUGAUCUUGGAUGAAAGAUCUGAUUUUGGUGCAAUCACAUGUUAGUAGUACUUAAUUCGUAAUGACCUUUUAUUAGUACUAUCGUGUUACUUUUCAGUACACUUUGCUUUAA
Messenger RNA from Humulus lupulus (European hop), 1201 nucleotides. Its product is annotated as vacuolar protein sorting-associated protein 28 homolog 1. The transcript is spliced from 2 exons. Gene Ontology annotation, cellular component: ESCRT I complex. The record is from RefSeq and is a predicted model, not a curated record. Lineage: Eukaryota; Viridiplantae; Streptophyta; Magnoliopsida; Rosales; Cannabaceae. The coding region runs from base 312 to 953 and encodes 213 amino acids. Gene Ontology annotation, biological process: protein transport to vacuole involved in ubiquitin-dependent protein catabolic process via the multivesicular body sorting pathway. Gene Ontology annotation, molecular function: protein-containing complex binding.